AUGUCCGCCAGCUCCAAAAUUCCUGUCGAUCUCGCCACUCUCGUCGCCAAGGCCACAACCACUAAGAAGGGAAAGAAACUGCCCAAGUCGAAGGCCAUUGUCGAGGACUCCUCAGAUGAUGAACCUCCUGCUCUAGUUGCAAUCGAGGAGGAUACUGUGAUGGGUAAUGCCGAUACUCCCUGCACCAUCCUGGACACUGAUACGGUAUCUAUCUCUUUUCUAGCUGCCAUCGCGCGCACUGCUGAUGAAGUCAUUGCUCGCCUUCAGCAGAUGUCCAUUGACGACGAGGUCGAGAUCGUGGUCAACAAGGAUCCCAGCUUGGGCAACAUUGUCGAAGGGUGCAAGGUGCUUCCUAAGUUCAAGAAGAACAAAGUCAAAGAGGACGCGACUGGCCUUGAUUUCUGGGGGAAGCCGGGCAGACUGAAUGUCGAAGCCCGACUCGAUGAGCAUGAGUUUUCGGUGACAAAGGCUCGCUCGGCGACUCCAAGGGUCGGCAAAUCUGGUCUAAGGGCACUGGAAGACAGAGGGGUAUGUGGGGACCCCUUGAGAAUGUCAAGGUCUUUCAGGGAGGGGGAGGGGGUCAUUGUUCGCCUUGAUCCAAUCCCAGAUGGCUGCUCUCCUUUUGUCGAUGGAGAGGGGGGAACCGGGGGGGCUGAAGGCUUGAACUGUCAAGAAGGGUGCUGGGGACGGGGACUGAGGAUGAUAUACUCCGCAAAAUUCCUUUCUUCUUCCUCUCCUGGCUCUGCUGGGAGUGGGAGGUUUGGACAGAAAGGCAUGAGUCCUGCACUGGAGUGUUCUGAUCCUGGUACAGGCUCUGCGAUGUCAACGGAUCCUGAUUGA
Messenger RNA from Desarmillaria tabescens, 840 nucleotides. RefSeq lists its product as uncharacterized. Bases 1 to 840 code for a protein of 279 amino acids. The transcript is spliced from 6 exons. The record is from RefSeq and is a predicted model, not a curated record. NCBI's taxonomy places the organism in Eukaryota, Fungi, Basidiomycota, Agaricomycetes, Agaricales, Physalacriaceae.